Bemisia tabaci is the source of this 1251-nucleotide messenger RNA. NCBI's taxonomy places the organism in Eukaryota, Metazoa, Arthropoda, Insecta, Hemiptera, Aleyrodidae. The record is from RefSeq and is a predicted model, not a curated record.
AUGUAUGAAGACCAAGGUUUAUUUGUCCACAGCAACAAGGGCAGGUUGUACAAGGGUACAAGCGGAAAUAACGCUCCUAAGACUAGUAUAUACGACCCAGCCUCCGACGCUUGGAUCGCGGCGGCGGACAUGAAGAUCGGGCGAGGCUACCAAUCCUCAUGCACAUGUUCCAGCGGCCGAAUCUUCGAAUUGGGCGGAUCAUUCACCGGCAACAGGAAAGUCCUCAAAAACGGAGAGAUCUACGACACCAAGACGAACACAUGGACUCUGCUCCCCGGGUGCCCGGUGAAGCCCAUGCUAACAGCCGAUAAGAAAGGCCUGUUCCGUUCCGACAACCACGCCUUGAUGUACGGUUGGUCCAACGAAACCGUGGUCCAAGUCGGGCCCAGCAAAGCCAUGAACGUGUACUUCGUGUCCGGCACUGGUGGCCAAAGAGGCGCCGGUUUACGCUUGGACGACGGGGACGCCAUGUGCGCCGCCUCCGUCAUGUUCGACGCCGUUGGAGGUCAAAUCCUAGUCGCCGGCGGGUCACCCAACUACGACGACACUCCCGCCACCACCAACGGCUACGUCGUCACCGUCGGUUCACCCAACGCCAACUUCGCCGUCAGGAAGACGGGCAACAAAAUGGCCUACCCGCGUAUCUUCUCCAACUCCGUGGUCCUGCCGAACGCGGAGGUCUUCAUCAACGGGGGCCAAGCCGUCGGGUUGCCGUUCAGGGAGGACGGAGCCCAGUUGACCUCGGAGAUCUACUCCCCCGACGAUGACCUGUUCCGAUUGGCGGCCUUCAGUAUCAUCCCCCGGGUUUACCACUCGCUUUGCCUCUUGAUGCAGGACGCCACCGUCAUCUGCGGAGGCGGCGGUCUCUGCGGGAACUGCAAGACGAACCACUUCAAUCUCCAGAUAUACACGCCGUCCUACUUGUUCAACGACGAUGGGAGCAAAGCGGUUAGGCCUGUCAUCUCUAGCGUGUCGGUCACUAAGAUCAAGCCUGGUGGAAGACUGGACUUCGUGACGGACAGUGACGUUGUCUACGCGAGUUUUGUUCGUUUGGGGAGUGCCACGCACUCGACGAACACGGAUCAAAGGCUUGUGGAGCUGGAUCUGAACGAAAAGGAUGUUGAUAACUCUUAUUAUGUGGUCCUACCGACGGACCCUGGGAAAUUGCUCCCUGGGUACUGGUGGCUGUUCGUUCUGAACGAGGACGGCACGCCGAGCAUCGGAACUACAAUACAGGUUACUUUACCAUAA